Messenger RNA from Eucalyptus grandis, 1065 nucleotides. RefSeq names its product disease resistance protein RPV1-like. The record is from RefSeq and is a predicted model, not a curated record. NCBI's taxonomy places the organism in Eukaryota, Viridiplantae, Streptophyta, Magnoliopsida, Myrtales, Myrtaceae. Bases 1 to 1065 code for a protein of 354 amino acids. The transcript is spliced from 2 exons.
AUGUGUUCAGUUACCUGCGUCAUUGAACUUUCGAGCUCCAACCAAUUUGGAGAUUUUGAUACUGGAAGAUUGCACUCAGUUAUAUCUCAAAAUGGGCCAUUCAUUAGUAAUCUGAAGAACUGGAGUUCCUCAAAUUUGAGAAAGUGCAGCCGAGUCAGGCAGUUGCCCCAAAAACUGUGCUGCAUGAAAUCUUUGAGGGAACUUCUGAUUGAUGGAACUGGCAUUUACAGUAUAUGUUUCCCGGAAGGUUCUUUGGGGAAUCUUGAAAUACUUAGUGCUUGUGACUGUCAAUAUUUGCAAGAUAUAUCCACAAUUGGCCGCCUAAGGAGUCUCUCAAGUCUUGCUAUGAAUGUUGCUGAUAUCGAUGGGCUUCCAUAUACUGUUGGAUUUCUUCAGAAACUUCAGAGACUUUCUUUAAGGAAUUGUUGGAAGUUCAGUAAACUUCUGACUUCCAUCGGGAAGCUGGAGCUGCUAGAGUUUACUCGUCUCGUCUGGGGAUACAAAGAAAUGAUAGCCUCCGACUUGUCAUAUCUGACGAAUCUGAAAGAGCUACUUUUGAAAGAUGCUGAGCAGCCAGAAUUUGAAUGGCCGAUGAGGUUAUUGAAUCUAAAGAUUCCCAAUAUUGAGUGGAUCGCGAGAUUACCAAGUCUAGAGACCUUGCAAUUGUCCCCUCCAAUGGUCACCAAUCUCCCCAGGAACCUCGGUGCCCUUACUCAGCUCCAGGAGCUCUCUUUAUCCUACAUGAAGGAGCUAGACCUCACACGACUUCCCUCAACUUCAAGCUUAUCGACUCUGCGUCUCAAACAUUGCAUGAUUCAAGAGCCAUAUUUGUCUGGUCUGAAGUAUCUGUCAGAACUGGAACUAGACAACUACGGUUUAGCAAAGAUUGGUGGUCUUGAAAAUUUAAAGCUUUUGGAAGUCCUGGAAAUUUCCAAAUGCAGCAUAACCAACCUUGAUGGAAUCAAAGAUUUACCCCGUCUCAGGAAGGUGCAAGUUUUCUCUUGUGAUCUCGCCAGUCUAUUGGAAUUACGUGAAUGUAAAUGUGGAGUGGACAUUCGCAGUUAG